UCUAUUGUAAGAUUUUGGCCUCGUCUUCAUUUCCUACAAUCUUUUGAAAGCACAAAACUUUACUCCAUCGUCACUUGCCCAGUUAGUCCAAGGUCUGCAAAGAAAAACCCGAUGGCCAAAUGUAUGGAUACUUCAGUUAUAAAAAUUCAAGUGGGUGCAGUUGUCUGGUUUAUUCUGUAGUAAUUAAUGGAACAUAUGUCAUGGCUGUGAACCAGGCUGUCCUGUCUUUCCCCUGACUAGCAUGUUGCUUCUGCGCUCUGGCACGUAGUAGCAUUAGUAGUAAAUUCCAGUUUUAAUUUUCUCUGGCCAGCCAGGGAGAAACAGGCAGAUCUAUUAUAUGGCUGUCUGCCUGGGCUGAAGAGGAAGGUUAUAUCCAGCCUGCCAAGAUCCGUCUGCAGAAAAUUUUCAACUGAUGCUAUGUUAUCUAUUGUUUAUCUAUCUUUGACGGCAGUGGUUAAUGCUCUCGUUACGGAUGGGGGUAAACAAGUGUCUCUAUGAAGUAACAAACUGCAGACCUUGUGUUGAAGAAAAUGAGAGAGCGAAAGAAAUAGAAAUUCAUGGCGAUGCAUGUUGUGGGCUGAAGGUCUACUCUACAGCUAAGGAAAGGAAAUGAGGAAGGACCACAAAGCUCAAGCCUCCAUGUUCAGGUUCUAUGCACUUCAACCCAAAUAUGGUACCAUCUCCAUGUUCACCCUAUAUAGAAAACAAUUGAGAAGGAGAUUUCGGUCCAUCACAUGGGACUGUGAUUUCUUUGGGGGAGGUAAAUAGCUAGUCAUUGGAAGAAACCAACAAAUAACAUUAGACUAUUCGAUUACAACAAAGAUCAAAAUUUAAUUAUCUUAAACUUUCCAAACACCACGUGCAUGGUUUCCAUGAUCGAAACCUCAAAUGACGUGCUUUCAUACUUGAGAUUUAGUCGACCCUUGCGAGUGAGAAGUACUGUGAUUUUUUUCACAAGAAUGCUUGUGUAAAUAAACAAUGGUGAGACUUCUCUAAGAUUUACUCAGCUCCAUGUGAGCUGCUUCUUGGCCCUUGAGCUUUCCAUACUAUUCUCCCUUUCUAGAGAGAGAGAGAGAGAGAGAGAGAGAGUAGGAUAUCUAUAAUGCCAUCCUCGAAGCUUCAUUUUGUUCCCCACCCAUCCUCUCCCCUCGAUGCCUCCACUCCAAGGCUAAUCAUUUGAUUGAAUCUCAAAUCAAGAUCUCUCCUUUGUCUUUCCUUUACUCCCCUUCUUUUGUCUCUUUCCAUAGGAUCUCCUCAAUUGUUUUCCCAACCCAGUCUCUUGGCUCAUUGCAGCAAUCCCCACCACUCCAAUCUUCCAAAGUUCGAAACUUUCUGCUUAAACAACGUAGACCUUGAUGGAUUCAUGUGUUAGUAUAGGAUGUUAAGUUGGAAAGGGAAGCUGAUAAAAGGAAAACGAAAAUGGGAUGCACUACUUCUGUGUAUGCAAUUGGAAAGAGGAAGAAGGCAAGUAUACCAGAAACUGCGAUACACGUUCCUUCUCUUAGAAUUCCAGCUCAGUCUGACAUUCAGAGAGCUCUCAAAGGAUUAGUCCCUAAAGAUCUUAUUGAUCGAUUAACCGGUCUUCGAAGUCAGAUUAUAUUGAUAGCUGAGGACACAGGUGGAUCUGCUAUAGUAGAAUUGAAGAGAGCAUUGGAUGACUACUUGUCCCUUCUCAUUGGUCUAACUAAGAAAGAACAUGGAAUUGAGGACUUGGUUGAGUUCAGGUGGAAAAACUUGGAAGAUGGCAGACAGGAAGCUGGUUUAUCAAACUGCUGGUUUGAAUUGUUAUCAGUUGUUCAUAUGAUGGCAAUGCUGACUUUGGCUGAGGCAAACUCAUUGAUGAUCCCAAAGGAUUAUUCUGGAUCAGGCCUAAGGCUUGUUUCUUCAGAUUGUAAGAGGGAAGCUGUUGAUUUACUGCUGAAGGCCUCAGGUUACCUGGAAUUCUGUAUUCAUGAAGUAUUGACUCAUAUACCACCAGAAAUCAAGACAAGUUUUCCUAAGGACUUGCAAGAUGGUGUGCUGGAUGCUAUAUCAAUUCAAGCUUUAGGCCAGGGGACAGAAAUUCAACUGGGUUUAGCUAUUGAAAGCCAGAAGGCCACUUUGUCAGUGAAAAGGAGGCUAGCAUGUGAACAGCUGAUCUACUUCAGUCAGGCUUAUCAGAGCUUGUCAGGAGCUGACAUCAGCGAUGGCCACGGAAAGAAGCAUCUCAGCUUCAUCAAGUGGAAGUACCUUGAAGCCAAGGCUGCAGCUUAUUAUUUCCAUGGCCACAUUCUUGACAAAGGGAGUGAACCGGCCUGCCAUGUCAGUGCAGUCUGCUGUUUCCUUGCUGCAGAAGGACUUCUCACUGAGAGCAAGAGAGCCUGCUUAAGCUUCUGCCUCUCAGCUCCUGUUACCAGAUCUCCUCCACCAUGGGGAGCUAUGAAGUAUUUGUAUCAGAAAAUCCCUGAAAUUGCUGCAAAGAAGUCUGAAAUGUAUGGCUACCUAUUGGAGGAAGAAAAGGCUCUACAGUCAUUACCAGAGCUACCAGAUUUCCAGCUCUCAUUAAGGCCAGAUGACUACGAACUCCCAGAAACCGACCAAGCUUGGGACAGUAGGAACUGGGAAAUCCAGAGCCAAGCCUUGAAAGAUCACCUCCAAGACAGUGAAGGAGAAGAAGAGAGCUAAAAGCAACAAAGGGUAAAUAAAAAGAACCAUACUUUUGAGGGAGUUUGGAUCCCAAAACACUGUCACUCUCUUUGUUCCAAUCUACUGUGUGAAGCCAUUACUCCUUACUCAAUUCAACCAUCCUCUUUGUUCUUAUAUAUAUAGCUUGGGAAAAGGAUGGAAAACUAUUACAUAAGGGCAAGUGUGAUUACUGAAUAUUACUCAACCAGUGGACCAGACCUUUUGGUUUACAUCAUACACUGAAACUUUCCUAUAUAUAAUCCUGCACAAAUCCACACCCCAUAAGCACUCACAAUCUCUCAAACUCUCUUUACCAUAGAGUAAACGUUUAGUAGGGCGUUAAAUAUAGGGUAAUGUGGGUUUUAGUGAGGAGAAGAAGAGGCUGCUAAUUUGCUGGCACAGACAAAGGUGAGAGCCAAGUAAGUGCAAAGAACCAUGUAAGACAAGACAACCGAAGCCAACAUUUUGUGGCAGAAGUUAGGAACAUUCUCACAGAAGGACAUCCAUCCAAUCUCUUCUAUCCCAUCGUAGCCCACAAGUCCUAUAGCUGUUGCUGCUCCACACGCAGCAGUCAUUAGCCCCAUCAUCACCUGCAUUGUUUUUUUUGUUUUUCUUUUACAAUGUUAUCAUCGUAUAAUGACAGACAUCAUAAGCUAAACACGAACGUCGAUCGUUUGGAUGAAAAUGGUUCGACUUGGGAAUGUUUCUGUGCUAGGUAUUUGUAUUUUACCAGCUUGUUACCCAACUUAGAGCUCUAACAAUAAAGAAUUACAGUAUGAAACUUAAGUGAACCCACGGUACUUUGAUGAAGGUGAAAAAUGAUAGUAAGGAAGGAACAAAAGCAGUGUUGGGUAACCAUGAGGGAUGGAGUAAAUGCUGUUCAACGGUAUUUUGAAAAUUCAUCCUCUGCAAGUUUGGUGCCUGAAAUCUAGAUGGCAUAUUCAAUAGGACAUUACUUUUUGGCAGGGUGCUGAUAAAUGUUCGCCAUAUACCCUACUCAAAUUAGAUCCAGUAUAAAGUCAUGGGCAGUGA
Linum trigynum is the source of this 3696-nucleotide messenger RNA. Lineage: Eukaryota; Viridiplantae; Streptophyta; Magnoliopsida; Malpighiales; Linaceae. The record is from the annotation of a GenBank genome assembly.